AUGGCCGCCUCCUCACCCUAUACUGUCUCACCCGACACUGUCUCCGCCGACUUGUCGGCUGCUGGCCCGCUUGCCGGAACCUCUGCCGCUGAGUCUGCCUCUGCACCGCCCGGCCACAGAAUCUUCAACGCCCCGUGGGACUUCAUCACCACGACCCUCGCUCUCUCAUUCGCCGCCCGCCAAAACGUCACCAACAUCUGGGUCCGCCACUGGGACCAACUCAUCUUCCACCACGACGACCGCGCCGUUUUCUACCGGGCCGUCCUGCUCUUCCCCAACCUCACCCACAUUUACUUCAUCGCCCUGACGCCCCCCUCGGCCACCUACGCGCACGAAUCGCCCCCCGUCGCCACCCGCACCGCCGAUUGGCACGUGGACUACUUCUACGCGUACAACAGGGUCGCAUUCGAGUACCUGCGCGACGACCUGUUCGAUGCUGCCGGGGUGUUUAGGGGCGAGCCGGUGGAGAAGUACCGCUUUGCGGCGAACUGGCUGCCGUGGGAGGAGCGCCCGUACGAGGACUGGCACACUGUGGCGGGGCCGGAGGAGUGGGUGGAUUUGAGGCAAAUGGUGCUGAAGCGGAGUGCUGCGUUGGAGGUGGAGCUCUUGCGGUAUAUGCGGCGGGUGCAGGGGGCGUCGGAGGAGCUUGGGGAGUUGACGAGGAUGUGGAGGGGGGAGUGGGUGGCGCUCGAGAGGGACGCGUAG
Molecule: messenger RNA, 705 nt
Organism: Mytilinidion resinicola
Lineage: Eukaryota; Fungi; Ascomycota; Dothideomycetes; Mytilinidiales; Mytilinidiaceae
Exons: 2
Coding region: 1-705 (234 amino acids)
Source: RefSeq, a predicted model, not a curated record